Molecule: messenger RNA, 710 nt
Organism: Amphimedon queenslandica
Lineage: Eukaryota; Metazoa; Porifera; Demospongiae; Haplosclerida; Niphatidae
Exons: 3
Coding region: 16-615 (199 amino acids)
Source: RefSeq, a predicted model, not a curated record
CUUAAUUGUUAAAAAAUGGCUACUCCCAGAUCUUGUGUGAAACACUGUCAUAGAUUCUUGUUCACUAGUACUCCAGUAUUUGGUCUGAGCAAUCUGUUUAAAAAAAUUGUCUUUGGAAAUGAAAGUCCAUUGCCCAUUGGGACAUUAACUCCUAAAGAGUCGAAACUCCGUCCAUUGAAGUUGAGCAGGAAUGAACUUGAAGUGAAAGUUAAAGAAAUGGCGACCACUAUCUUACCAAUUAGUGAUAAUGACGAUUGGACUAGAAAUAGGAUUGAUCAUAAUUUGGAGAUGAAGAGCAAAAUCCUUUACGAGUGUGAGAAGCAGUUCCAGCGACAGGUACCCAGUAAUGCCCUAAAAGGUAUAUCAACUCUUGGGGACAUUGUAUCAUUCUUUCACACUCCUCCUGCCCCUCCCCCUGGCCUCCUCUUCCCUGAUCUCAGGGACCAAUCAAAGUUACCACAGAAUCUCUCAGUUGAGCUGCCUAGUCAAGCAAAGCCCAGAGAGAGGGUUCCAUUUCAGAACUAUGACAAUCCUAAACACUCUCACUUUCCUAAUAAGAAAGAACUCCAGAAGCAGUACCAGGCAAGAUACAAAGGGAAAGGUGGGAAGAAGUAGACUAAUAGUCUUGUACACUAUUCAAUGAUAUCCCAUUGUGUAUAAUAAUAAUAAUGAUAUUAUAUUGAAAUAAAAAUAUUGAUAUACAAAAAUAA